GGAGAACAAAGCAGACGAACCAACUAACAAAAACAGCUGACAGGCCAUCAAGAUUACCCUUUCCUUUGCCCCGUUUUCCAGGCGACGCGCUGCAACAGGAACCUAUUCUUAGAUGGCCAGACGCACCACCUAAGGACAUGUACAAAUCCAUGCUGCGCACCGUCUCCCUCCAGGCCAGAUCCAUCAGCAAAAUCGGAAGUGGCAAGCGCAAACAGAAAACGGGGAAGGAAGAGAUGGAAACCCGCUACGACUUCAACAGGCGGUGGAUGCAGCUCCGCAAUGUGGGAUCUAGCGUAAGGAGGAGCUCCGCGCCGUUGCCGUCAACUUUCAAGGUGGUCUCGUACAAUAUCCUGGCCCAAGACCUGCUGCUGGAGCACCUCUACCUCUACAUGGGCAUCCAGCAAGAGUGGCUCACUUGGCGCCGUCGACAACAGAACCUUCAGCGAGAGAUCCUGAAACUGGACCCGGACAUCCUGUGCCUGCAAGAGAUGCAGUACGACCACCUGUCGCUACUUAUCCAGGGACUGCGCAUGGGCAACGGCCGAAAGCUGGAAUACGUGUACAAAAAGAAGACCGGACACCGGACGGACGGAUGUGCCAUCGUCUACGAUUCGUCCAAGUUCCAGUUGCUGGAUCAGCGGGCUGUGGAGCUUCACGACCACCAUGUGGCUUUACUGAAUCGUGAAAAUGUAGCGCUGUUCGCUAAGUUUCGCUUCAAACUGGAUCCGGAUCCCUGCAAGGAAUUCGUCAUUGCCACCACCCACUUGCUGUACAACCCGAAACGGAACGAUGUCCGCUGCGCCCAAGUGAACAGGAUGUUGGAAGAACUCAACACCUUCUCGGAGAAGGCCCCGGUUGUCCUAACUGGCGACUUCAACAGCUUGGUUAACUCCCCCGCCAUCGAAAAGCUGCUCGGGCAACAAGGGCAGGGGCAAGAAAGGGCGGAAACGGAAACGGACCACUCCCCGAUGCGUUUUGAACUUGUCCACCCUGGCGAGGGUACUGCCUCCACCUACCAGGACGACUGGAUCACCGUCGACUACAUCCUACGCUCGAUCAGCUCGCGCAGCACCUACAAGCUCCUACCUGUCAGCAUUUACAACCUGCCUUCCAUCAACCGUUGCAGCAGCGUGGGUCCCAUCCCCAAUCACUAUCUCGGGUCGGACCACUACGCCCUGGGCGCAGUGUUUACCGUAGUCUAGUAUUAGAACCUAUCCCUAACCCGGACUCAUCAAUAAAAUAUGUCAACUCA
Messenger RNA from Drosophila ananassae, 1252 nucleotides. RefSeq names its product protein angel (gene angel). Bases 138 to 1202 code for a protein of 354 amino acids. Lineage: Eukaryota; Metazoa; Arthropoda; Insecta; Diptera; Drosophilidae. Gene Ontology annotation, molecular function: 3'-5'-RNA exonuclease activity. The transcript has a single exon. The record is from RefSeq and is a predicted model, not a curated record.